Messenger RNA from Acomys russatus (golden spiny mouse), 1465 nucleotides. RefSeq names its product RBPJ interacting and tubulin associated 1 (gene Rita1). Gene Ontology annotation, biological process: nuclear export; Notch signaling pathway; negative regulation of Notch signaling pathway. The coding region runs from base 292 to 1068 and encodes 258 amino acids. Gene Ontology annotation, molecular function: tubulin binding. Gene Ontology annotation, cellular component: nucleus; cytoplasm. Lineage: Eukaryota; Metazoa; Chordata; Mammalia; Rodentia; Muridae. The record is from RefSeq and is a predicted model, not a curated record. The transcript is spliced from 4 exons.
GUGGAAAUGGAUUUAAUCUGAGAGACCGAAAGGGAGGCUGUGGGCGAGGACUAGAACGCCCCACGUUUGUAAAGCGCUUUGCACAAGACAGGAGUGCCUGCUUAGCCUGCGGCAUGCCCAGAGCACGGGGUUGGAACCCAUGCACCUCGGACUCCAGGCAGUCGUGCAGUUCUACGCGGGAAGUAGAAGCAGGAUCCGGAGUUAAAGGGAGCCCUGGAGGCUGAGUCUGCUCUGCCCUGUCACCCUUGACCACCUGUAUCGAAGACCCAGGUGGAACUGGCCCUCAGCGGAAUGCAGGCCCUCCACCUUCAGCACCGCAGCCCCCGCAGCUACAGGGUCAAGGCUAGGGCCUCCUAUGUGGAUGAGACCCUGUUUGGCAGCCCGACAGGAACCAGGCCUGCUCUACCAGACUUUGACCCACCCUGGGUACAGAAUGGUAACAGAUCCAGAGGAGGGGGCCCAGAGCCACCAAAGGUCUCUCUGACCAAGAGAGACAGUGAGUCCACCCCUUCCAGGGGCAGCACCCCAAACCUCACACCAAGGAAGAAAAACAAAUACAGGUUGAUUGGCCACACCCCAUCCUACUGUGACGAGUCACUGUUUGGUUCCCGGCCACAGGGCAGCAGCAAGGAGGGGUCUCGCACAGCCAUGGGAGAUGCUGCCAAGCUCUGGACCCUUUUCUGGACACCACCAGCCACCCCUAGGGGCAGCUGCUCACCUCGCCCCAGGGAGAGCCCACUCCGAGCCAUUCACCCAGCUGGAGCCUCCAGGACAGAGUCCAGAGUGGACACGGGUUCCCAGAAGAUGUCCCAGGAUGGGUUGGAUGUUCCCCAUUCCCUGGGGCGGAGGCGUUCCCAAUCACUCACCCAUCUAACUGUCCCCAGCAUGGUUCAUCCGGCUUCCAGUGUCUCCCAGACCAAUGGGCCUUGGAGUCCCCAGCCUUCCACAUCAGGGGUGACUGUCCAGAGUCCCCUGGUCACUCCCAAGGCACGGUCAGGCAGUGUUUCAGGGCCAGCUGCCCCUCAGCGAGGCGCUGGCCCCCCCAAGCCAAAGCCUCCUUGGAAAUGAGGUUCCCACCAGGAAAGCCUUUGGCUCACAGCCCAGUCUUAGCUCAGGUGGGGUCCUCUGGGGACCAGUGUCUCAGGGCCCCCAAGCGCUGGAGAAGCCUCCAUGGGACUCCAUGGAUGACCCUCACCAUCCGUUGUCCCCACAAGCUCAGGAUGACCCUAGCCUUUCCUGGAGGAUAUUUGGGGUCCUCAAGAUGUCUCUUUGGCCAUGUCUCAGCCGCUUUCUGCAUCAGUGCCAAACUCUACCCAGCUCCUUGCUCAGGAUUCGGGUUCUACAGGGGUUUGGAGGCCUUAAGGGAGUGCUCUGGGCUGUGUAUGGGCCCCACGGGUGGAACAUGGGGAGGCAUGUUAAUAUUCACAUGUUUAUUCUAUGUAUUAAAUGUAUUUAGCGACCCAAA